Messenger RNA from Strongylus vulgaris, 428 nucleotides. NCBI's taxonomy places the organism in Eukaryota, Metazoa, Nematoda, Chromadorea, Rhabditida, Strongylidae. The record is from the annotation of a GenBank genome assembly.
AUGCUACGAAAGUUACCUUCUGUUUCAGGAGUAAACAAGGAAUCUCUUUCUUUUAUUGAAAGCGCUCUUGAAGUAAUUUUUCUGGACGAUGGAGAAACCGGCUACGAUGAAAAUAAUCCAAGAUUCUACGAUAGAGAGUACGAGCUAGCUUUGACCGGUGACGGCUACAAAUUGUGGUGUGACAAACCUAGUGUGUAUAUUUUCACGAAAAAUGGAAGGUUUAUGUGCAACGCUGAACAUUCCGUUGUGGAUGCAAUGAUCUACGUACAUGUAAGAGAAUAUCUCAAAUAUCAUGAAGCUUUUGAAAAGCCUUAUGGCCCUGAUGGGAACUGUACAGGCGACGUGCAAGUGGUUCCAAAGCCAGAAAGAUUGUGCUGGCAGCUGGAUUCAGAGGUACGAGAUUUAAAAAAAAAGCCACUCUUAUGAAG